Physcomitrium patens is the source of this 734-nucleotide messenger RNA. Its product is annotated as small ribosomal subunit protein eS19z. Gene Ontology annotation, biological process: translation; ribosomal small subunit assembly. The record is from RefSeq and is a predicted model, not a curated record. NCBI's taxonomy places the organism in Eukaryota, Viridiplantae, Streptophyta, Bryopsida, Funariales, Funariaceae. Gene Ontology annotation, cellular component: cytosolic small ribosomal subunit; ribosome. Gene Ontology annotation, molecular function: structural constituent of ribosome; RNA binding.
AGGGCCACUUCGCCCUUUCUUUUCAGUCUGCGAGUCUGCUGCACGAGCCUCUGAGCUUGCAGGGCGCCUAUCGUCGCUCCUACGCCAUGGCCAAGACAGUGAAAGAUGUGCCUUCACAUGAGUUCGUGCGCAACUAUGCUGCUCACCUGAAGCGCUCCGGCAAGAUUGAGGUUCCUGCUUGGGCCGAUCUUGUGAAGACCGCCACAUUUAAAGAAUUGGCUCCCUAUGAUGCCGACUGGUUUUACAUCCGAACUGCUUCUAUGGCAAGGAAGAUUUACCUGAGGGGAGGGAUCGGAGUAGGUGCUUUCAAGAAGAUUUACGGUGGCCGCAAGAGCAACGGCGUCAGGCCAUCUCACUUUGCCAAAAGCAGUGGCUCAAUUGCCAGGCACUGCUUGAAGCAGCUCGAGGCUCUCAACAUCGUCGAGAAGGAUCCUAAAGGAGGAAGGCGCAUCACUUCCGAUGGACAGCGGGACUUAGAUCAAGUGGCGGGGCGCAUUGCCGUUGCUACGGCUUAGUUCUAUGAGCAGUAGGACUGGUAGACUGAAAUUUGCAGUUUGAGCACUAUGUGCUGAGUGAGACUGUGAAGGGCUUUGCAAUAUGACAUGACGACCAUAUUUUAAGCAUCGUUUUGAGUUUUCCAACAACGAGGUGUAUGUGUCAAGUCAGACCGUUGUGUUUACUGGUCCUGCUUUCAGCAAGCGUAAUGCUUUCGAAAUAUACAUAUUUUCAUUUUA